GUAGUUGUUUAUUCCAGGUCCCUUUGAUUGUAAGAAAAUGGAAGCACAGCAAAAUGGUAGACUAGAAUGAGCCCGACGAAAACGGAAGCACGAAGAGGAUGCGUCCGACCACCACAUUUCGAUAUAUUAUGGCUGCCCCGCGCAGCGCUAGAGACCGACCCAUCGGACUGCGUGGUGGUGGUGGGCGUGUCCAGACCUCGCGCCACCCUCGCCGUAUUGGCCGUCCUGCUUCUGUCGCUCUUCCUCGCCUGUCACCUGAUCUACGAUUCCGCGCUGAGCGGACUGCGCAGGGGAGGACAGUCGCACCACUCGCACCAGCUACCUCACCGACCAGUUUUGGUGCUGCCCAGGAGGUUGUACCCUACUGCCGCCAGGAGGCUGCCGCAGGCAAUCAUAAUGGGUGUAAGAAAAUGCGGAACAAGAGCACUGCUAGAGAUGCUAUACCUGCAUCCUAUGGUACAAAAAGCAUCAGGAGAAGUUCACUUCUUCGACAGAGAUGAGAAUUACAAUAAGGGACUCGAGUGGUACCGGAUGCAGAUGCCUCAUUCGUAUCCUGGUCAAAUUACUAUAGAAAAGAGCCCUAGCUACUUUGUAACACCAGAGGUUCCAGAACGUAUUCGAGCGAUGAACUCCAGCAUAAAGCUCUUGUUGAUCGUCCGCGAGCCCGUAACGAGGGCCAUUUCGGACUACACGCAAUUGCGCGCUAACGCCGUUGCAGCCUCCCCUUCGGGACCGCCCCUGGCUGCCCCCGUCGCCGCCGCCCAGCCGCCCAAAUCGUUCGAGCAGCUCGCCGUCUUCCCGAACGGUACCAUCAACGAAGCUUAUCGACCGCUGGCUAUUUCCGUAUAUCACAACUAUCUUCACAGGUGGUUGGAAGCUUUUCCCCGAGAGCAAAUUCUCAUAGUCAACGGCGAUCUGCUGAUAGAAGAUCCCGUAUCACAAGUACAGAAAAUUGAAACGUUUCUCGGACUGGAGCCAAGGAUAGGCACGCAUAAUUUCUAUUUCAAUGAGACUAAGGGAUUUUAUUGUCUCAGGAACGAAACGUCGGACAGGUGCUUGAGGGAGACAAAAGGCAGGAAACAUCCACGAGUGGACGCGAACGUCAUAUCAAAAUUGAGGAGGUACUUCGGUGAGCAUAAUCAGAAAUUUUACGAACUUAUCGGUGAGGAGAUGGGAUGGCCAGAAGAAUAGGACACUAACUAGACUAGGUUAACUGUUUGUUUUCGUUUUUCUAACUAGGUUGUUGGUAGCUCGGUCCUGGCUGGCCCAAACCUGUACUAGAAGUUUAAGUAAGGAUUGUUUUGGAGGUUUUUCUUUUAUCUGAUAUUCAAGUGAAAACUAUUGCAAACUGCCACAGCUGCACAGCUGGACCACCCUGGAUAUUCCCAUUAUUUUCACGAGUCUAAUCUAGGUUUGCUUUUCGGCGUAUUAUUUUCAGUCUACCCCAAAUCUUGACAAUGCCAAUUAUAUAUAAUCUUUCAUUGGAUGGCAAAUCAUAAUAAACCUGAAGUUCUGUUGUAAAUCGGAUAGCCUUCUAAGCAUUUGGGAAAUUACUCGAGAAAUCGCCGUACAACGUCUUCGGAAUUACCCAAAUGACCGAAGUUUCGUGUACACUUUUACAAAAGGCGCGACCAUAACUCUGAUAACUCAAACGGAAACCGAGAUUACGGGAAAUGAAGAUAAAACGUCCGAAACCCUGGAAGUUUGCCGCGAAUAGGCGGAAAACUUUUAGCUUUUCCGCCUGUUAUUUGUCACUUAAAAAAGUUUUAAUACAUCGGUGUAUGUGUAGCGAAGUUUGCAGCAGGUGUAAGUUAUUUAAAGCUGCGAAAUGAUUGCGACUAAACUUCUAGACAGCCACUUUGGAGCAGACUUGAGCUAAUUCAGAUUACCGAAUUGCUUUCUCUUAAUGUAUAUCAUUUAGCAAACGUUCUAAUCCGUUCGCCAGGACCAAGCGCGUUAGGAAAUUAGUCUCAGGUGAAGCGGCUAUGGCAAAGUUGCACUCAGAAAAAUGUUACUUACUCUUUACCUAAAAAUCGUUCAUGGAUGCCAAAAGAAACCUUAACAGAAGGAUGAUUCUUCAAAUUGGUCACGUCAUGACUUCUAUAUUUAGGGCAAAAUAUUGUCUCAGCAUUGAAUUUCUUGUGUAAGAUUUUUAAGGGCAACGAUCAGAUUUCGUCAAUAUCAAGAACUAUCUUAAUCGUGAUAUUAAAUUUAUUUAAUUAUACAUGCCUUAAACAUUUUCGUAAAACAUGAAAGAAUAACCACCAACGUGCGCGGGGGAAUUCAAACUAAAUUGUUCUAAGGCGAUCUGUGAACUUUGUCACAUGGGAAUGGGUUCCAACACUCAUUAACAAUGAUCCAAUGGGGUGAAGACCAAGUAUAUCAAAACUAGGUUCUUUUGAAUACAAUUCUUUUGAAUUGACUAACGGUUCCAUAAGGUUUUUCAGAAGACCUUCUAAUUAUCCAAAAACGACUUCAUCUCUCAUAAAGCAUUUUCGAAUCCAAUACAAUCUUUUCUGGGUCACAAAGACCGCUCGCUCACUGUGAAGUAUUCAUUUUGUUUGCAAAGGACUGAGACGACUAAUGCAAAUCUAGAAUCGAUAUCUAUCGAUCCAUCCUAUCCAUAUUUGAACUACAACAAUACCAUACAACCUCACCUGACAAUGUUGACAAUAUGAAUAAAAUGGUUUGUAUAAGCCAACCUUCUAUCAGUCCGUCAACAUCUGAUCUGCUUGGAAUUAGGCUGAUUAGUUAUAGCUUUAUCAAUCUAAAAUCCAUUUCAUGACUUGAUUAACACGAGAAAUAUUUACUUCUCGGUUCCCCAAGGGAACUGUCACUGUAACAAAUUAUUAACGGCGCUUGAUGAAUACAAGAGUAUCAGUAUCCAAGUAUAUGAGCCAGUAUCAUUGAAAGACAAAAAAUGCAAACAUACGUUGUCAAAAAAUUCCAACUUGAAACGGUUUUACGAGUGCAGCUUCCUAUCCCACUUCUCCUUCAAGUAUUUUUGCUCAAUUACACUAACAAUAUUUUAAAAUGUUUUCGAUUGCUGCGAGCCCCAAAAUUCGACCCGAGCAACGCGCAUCUCAUAAAAAGCACCAAAAAUAGGUUGAUUAAAGAUAAAAGACACUGUGAUAAAACCAUUCACUAACUCUAUGUAGCAUAUACACAAAACAGAUUUAGAAAGGGUUGAAUUUCGGAGAGCGCGUUUUUUCUUUAUAUUUGACAAACUCUAACAAAUACAUAUCAUAAAUUACAUAUCUAUUCAGAGAAAAAUAAACGAAUUACAUUAAUAUAAAUUGAGUCUAUAUGUGUACAUUGAAUUAACAAAGUGUGUUGUAUGAAUAUAUAGACACUCCUCUAUUUUGGGUAUCAUACAGCGCAUAAAAUAUAUAACAGGUAAACGAAAGAAAUUAACAGUGGGCAGCUUAGUGACGCGAUUUAUUGAUUGGACGAGAGAACAGGUUUUCAUGUCAGUGAUCGUGAUAGUAUUUCUGUAACAACAGGAGACUGCACAACGCCCAGUAUUUUCUAAAAUCAGGUAUGCUACAUAUCACCAUUUUUUUCUGAUGAGACAUUAUCAUUACAGGUUUGUUUGAAAAAACGUGUAUAUUUAUUUAAAGAUCAUUUGAUCAUGUUGUCGACAAUUUCGAACUAUUUUACCUUCAGCAUUCUUCUUAUAUUCACAUUUGCACUAAGUCUUCAUAUUUCUGGAAAUCUACGUCAACAACGUCAGUUCAACAUCCUUCAGUAAUUUUUGAUGCAAC
Molecule: messenger RNA, 3764 nt
Organism: Acanthoscelides obtectus
Lineage: Eukaryota; Metazoa; Arthropoda; Insecta; Coleoptera; Chrysomelidae
Source: the annotation of a GenBank genome assembly